UGUCUAUAAAGUUUUUUCAAACUCGCAGUGCUGCAGCAAUGGCGGCUCCCAUGUCCUGGAGGAGGCUGGUGUACUCCGUGUACUCACCGGCCAUAGCUGGGGUUUUUACCCGGAUAUCUGACCGGGUGUUCCGUGCACGGGACCGGCGAGGAGGGUCCUCCGUGCUCCUUCUUGCCCCUCUUCUGGCUGAAACCGACCCAGCCCCUCAUCGCGUCUCCAGGCCCACCAGCUCAGCCGGAGCCCAGCAAACAGAAGGUCUUUGCAGCCACUUCCGAUGGAUGGCAGAGCAUGUACCAGCCUUCCGGGUGCCAGGUUCCCACAUCCACAUUCUGACGUCACCUGACCAAUUCUACCAGGCAAUGAAGGCUCGCAUCAAGACUGCACAGAGGCGGGUGGUGAUGGCCUCCCUCUAUCUGGGAACCGGUCAGCUGGAGCAGGAGCUGGUGGACUGUAUGGAGGAAGCCCUCCAAUGUUCCCAGGACAACAGCCAGUCUCCAGACCUGAAAGUCUCCGUAUUGCUUGACUACACACGCGGAUCACGAGGAAAGAUUAACUCAAGGACCAUGCUGCUACCUCUGCUGCAGCGCUUCACAUCUCAGAUGAGGGUAUCUCUGUACCACACUCCAGAUUUGAGGGGGCUGCUGCGCUUGCUAGUCCCCCAGCGCUUCAACGAGACCAUCGGAGUCCAGCACAUCAAAGUCUACCUGUUUGAUGACAGCAUCAUCAUCAGUGGGGCCAACCUGAGCGACUCGUACUUCACCAACAGACAGGACCGGUACGUGCUGCUGGAGAACUGCAGGGAGGUUGCCGACUUCUUCUCCGACCUGGUGGAGGCCGUGGGAGACGUCUCCCUGCAGCUCCAGCCCGACGACUCGGUGACCAUGCUCGAGGACAUGGUGCACCCGUACAAAGGCAACCGGCAAGACUUCUCGGCAGUGGCGAGGAAGCGGAUUAUGGAGGUUGUAAACUCGGCCCAUAUUAGGCAGCGGCUUCUGAACCAGUCGGAGGACUCUGAGGAUGAGGGGAUGAGCGAGGUGGAGGAGGACACCUGGGUGUUCCCGCUGGUGCAGAUGAAACCUCUUGGCAUCAGAGUGGACGAGCAGGUCACACAGCGUCUGCUGACCGAUGCCGGACCCGAGUCUACUGUGUUUCUCACAUCGGGUUACUUCAAUCUGACCCGGGCGUACAUGCGGCUGGUGCUCAAGGCUGGAGCCAGUUACCGUAUCCUCACCGCCUCCCCCGAGGUCAAUGGGUUCUUUGGGGCCAAGGGCAUCGCUGGAGCAAUCCCUGCAGCGUACACUCACAUCGCCAGGCAGUUUUACAAACAGGUGUGCCAGGGGGGCCAGCAGGAGAGGGUACACCUGCAUGAGUACCACCGACCAGAGUGGACCUUCCACGCUAAAGGUCUGUGGUAUUACCUCCAGGGGCAGGAUCGGCCUUGCCUCACUCUAAUUGGCUCCCCUAAUUUCGGUUACCGCUCGGUUCACCGUGACCUGGAGGCCCAGAUUGCCAUAGUAACGGAGAAUGAGGAGCUGCAGAGCCAGCUGCAGGAGGAGCAGGAGAUGUUGUACCGGCGCUCCGCUGAAGUGUCCACCUCUACGUUCGAGCGGCCCGACCGCCACGUUAAACUGUGGGUGAAACUGGUCACGCCACUCAUCAAGAACUUUUUCUGAGGUGGCAGACAGUCCAUUCUGGACAUGAAUUGAAGGUGGAGGUCGGCCAGCUCCUGUGGAAGAAGCACACUCUGGAUGACCUUCAGCACGCUGGGAGCCGGCGUCCUCUGUGUGUCAUAGGAAGUGACUGAAACACAUGCGCACACACACAGCACAUGUAUGUGGCGGACUCGGGAGGUAAAUCCUGUUUGUUAAAGCUCUGGAUCCACCUUCACACCGUUACACUCUUUAUGUAUUAACACGUGACGUCAUAGCACUGUGGGACUCUGGUUUUGUAGUGUUAUUAACUACAAGCAUAAAAAAAAAACAAAAAAAACGUACUUCUGUUAACAUACGUACACGUCCACAGGUAUGUGUUGCAUGCAUGGAGGAAAAAAGCAGGCACUUCAUGUGUGAACGUCUCUGAUCAGAUGAAGGUUGUUUGGUGACGACACCUCGAUGAGCGUUUGACGCUGUGUUUACAGCUCUGCCUGCAGUAAAGUUGACUGUACAGUCUGUGUUAUUGUUGUAAAUUAAAGAGUGAAUGUGUGGGGAGUUUUUAAAGUGUCCUCAAGCGUUUGAUUUUUCUGAUUGAGCUCGAGUUCAGCGAUUCGUGUGGAAAAGCUUUAAACGAGAGAUGAAACAAAGCUGACGUGAAAGGUUUCCUGAGGUUUGGUGUCUAUUAGCUCUUUGUUUUGGUUUUUCUGCUCGACGACCACUCCUGCUGGUUUUUUACAUGUUAGAUAUAAAAGAAAAUGUUUUCUGAAGCUGCUCUGUUUGCUUUUGUUGUGUUCCUUAUUCUUUGUGUGUUUUCAGUCUUUUUUUUAAUCUUUUGUUUUAUUUGUUGAAUCCUAUUCAUCACUUCAUUAUUAAAUUAACAAUUCAGCCUCGUUUCAUUAGUUGUUUCUUUUUAAAUGUAAAGAUUUUAAAAUUUUAGUCUAAAUAACAAAAAACAAAACCAAAGCAUCCUUUGUGAUUCUAAAAGAAAAACUGAAUAGAAAAUAGAAAUCUAUUUGACUUUAAAGUCAAAUUAUUUUGGGAAUGACUGACCUUGACAGACAGCUUCAGUGAGGCCAAUGCGGAAAUGCAUUCUUUCUAAUGGCCACCAGGGGCAGACUUCUCUGGUUGCAAAAACAAAUAUGCUUGUAUAAAAGUUUACAAGAAAACCUCAAAUUCUCACUUGAAUACUUUCCUGAUGUGUUUUUGAUCUUAGUUUCAAGUCAUUAUACAACAUGAAGCUAUUUUUGUAAAAUAAUCCCAAUAAAGUUAAAAAGGUUUAAGCAA
Molecule: messenger RNA, 2936 nt
Organism: Maylandia zebra (zebra mbuna)
Lineage: Eukaryota; Metazoa; Chordata; Actinopteri; Cichliformes; Cichlidae
Gene: pgs1
Product: phosphatidylglycerophosphate synthase 1
Biological process (GO): cardiolipin biosynthetic process
Cellular component (GO): mitochondrion
Molecular function (GO): CDP-diacylglycerol-glycerol-3-phosphate 3-phosphatidyltransferase activity
Source: RefSeq, a predicted model, not a curated record